UCCAGGCAGAAGUUCCCCUCCCACUCGCUCGCACAUGCUGCCGAGCCGCCACCACCGCCGCCGCCAGCUGGAAGAGCCGCGCAUUCUCGGCCGCUGACCUUCCACUUAGUCCGCAGGCUGCCCCCUGGCAAGUCACCUUCGCUUACGGCGGGCAAGGCAUGCCCCUGACCUCCUGGGUGGCCCUUUCCGCCAGGACGCUUAGCGGGGAGGCUGAUCAUGAACCCUCAAUGCGCCCGCUGUGGCAAAGUCGUCUACCCGACCGAGAAAGUCAACUGCCUGGAUAAGUACUGGCACAAGGGAUGUUUCCAUUGUGAGGUCUGCAAAAUGGCUCUAAAUAUGAACAACUACAAAGGAUAUGAAAAGAAGCCUUACUGCAAUGCACACUAUCCAAAGCAGUCCUUUACUACAGUGGCAGAUACCCCUGAAAACAUUCGACUAAAACAGCAAAGUGAAUUGCAAAGUCAGGUCAAGUACAAGCGAGACUUUGAAGAAAGCAAAGGAAGAGGUUUCAGCAUUGUUACUGACACACCUGAAUUACAAAGACUGAAAAGAACUCAGGAGCAAAUCAGUAAUGUCAAAUAUCAUGAAGAUUUUGAGAAGACAAAAGGCAGAGGGUUCACUUCGGUAGUGGAUGACCCUGUAACUGAACGGGUGAGAAGGAAUACCCAAGUGGUUAGUGAUGCAGCAUACAAAGGUGUUCACCCACAUAUAGUUGAAAUGGACAGGAGACCUGGAAUAAUUGUGGCCCCUGUGCUUCCUGGGGCCUACCAACAAAAUCAGCCCCAAGGAUAUGGUUACAUGCACCAGACUAGUGUGUCAUCUAUGAGAUCAAUGCAUUCACAGCCACAUUCAGCUAGCUUGAGAACUUAUAGAGCUAUGUAUGACUAUAGUGCCCAAGAUGAAGAUGAAGUUUCCUUCAGAGAUGGUGACUACAUCAUCAAUGUACAACCAAUUGAUGAUGGUUGGAUGUAUGGUACAGUUCAAAGAACUGGGAAGACUGGAAUGCUUCCAGCAAAUUACAUUGAGUUUGUUAAUUAGUCCAGCAUUAACUCUUACGAGCAUUUUGAUUUAUCUAUAAUCUUUUUAAACAAAGUAUUUUUAAAACCACAACUUUAUGAUUUCCCUGUUAGUGUAACAAUCUGUGAUCAUAUACUAAAGUCAACAUAUAGCCCUAUAGGGAAUCUAGGAAUGCUGAGCUCUGAAAGCAUGAUACUUAAAAUGAUUUAUAAAAAUACACUGAUGGUGGAAUUUGAUUAAUUUCGGUUAGAUCCCAAAUAGAAUACUGCCUUUAAAGUAGGUCGUGUUUCUCAUUUGAAUUAUAAGUAUAAAACAACUGAUAUUUUUUUAUUGUGUGACUUUGAAAUUGUAAGAGGUAUAGCUUGCUGUUGAGGUUUGCGUUAUUAAAAAAAAACCAAGUGCAUCGAAUCAAUGUUUUUGUUGUAAUGAAUGACAUGAUCAAAAGUUGCUUACUAUUGCUUUGCAUACCAUGUCCUUAAUGAUGAAAGGUUCCUAUUACCUAUAGUUGUCUAAUCUAUUGUCUUUACUCUAAAGUUCUCGUUUGUUCUUUUUCUGCUUAGACUAGCCAAAGUACUAGUUGACAUGCCUGCUGAAUCAUUAACUGUAUGAGUCUUUCGGAGCAGUUAGUGACAAAUUCACAAUGCUCUUGUUAAAUUCUGUUUUCUGUUGUGUUAAUACCAUAUAGUUUAUAUAUAAAAACCAUUACUUAAAACAUCUUUCAAAUUAUAUCAAUAUUUAACAUUUUCUGCUAUCACAAUGGGAGUUUUCAGUGGAAGCGACUACAGGUAGUCCUCAACUUAUGACUGUUCUAUUGCUAUUGCUAUUGUUCAUUUAAUGAUAGUUCAUAGUUAAUGAUGGACUCAGAAAAAGUGACUUACAAUUCCCCCUUGAAAUUAUGCUCAGUCACAUGAUGGCAAUUUAGAUGCUUGGCAACUGGCAAUGGCUCUUAUUUAUGACAGUUGCAGUAACUUGCAGUCAUGUGAUUGCAAUUUGUGACCUUCACAGUUGACUUCUAACAAGCAAAGUCAAUUGGGGAAGCUGGAUUGGGCCAAGUCACAUGAUGAGUCAUUUAAUGUCCAUAUUGUUAGAAACAAAAAUUAUUGUCCUAAUUGUGGUCAUAAGUUGAGGACAACCUGUAUACUUUAUUUGCAACAGUGUAAUGGAUUGGUAAUAGAUUUUAGUUACAAUAUGAAUGUAAGCUUAGAUUUGAAUUUAGUGAAUCAGCAGGGUUCUUCCCACCAACUUAAUUUUAAAAAGCUAGAUUUUCAGUAGACUUCCAUUCUUCCUUGUCAACAUAACUUGCCAAUAUCUCUAAUAAUUGAAUUAUGACAUCAGAAAUUUUCCCUUUGCAGAAAGAGUUUUUAAGUUUUAAAAAUACUUUUAAGUUUCAAAAAACUCUUAAGGAUUUAGAGGUUGAUAUCUGCUUAAAUACACUGGCUAAUAUAAGCAUAACAACAAAAUACUUUGUAGAUAUAUUUAAAAGUUGUUUGGAGUUGAUGAUAUCCAAUGGAGUUACUGUAGCUAGUAAAAAAAAUUGGCAGACUGUCCCAAAUGUAAUAAUUGUGGGAGUUGUCUAGGACAAGGAAAGAACAUAUAAAGUCCCAUAAGGUCAUAAACAAUCAAGAUGAAAUGUAUUGUAUAAGGCAGCAUUUUAAGUUCCCCACACUGCCUACAGAUUUCUUACUAUUUUCAUAGGCCUGUGCUAUCUUGGUAAAACCUAAGCUAACCAAGUUUUUCUUGGUUUUACUUUUACUGUUGGAGUUGAUGUGAUCAUCAAAAAUGUGAUCAUCUAAAAAUGAAGUAUUAGAGGUUCAUGCAUAACUGAAGGGCUAUA
This is a messenger RNA of Thamnophis sirtalis, 2851 nucleotides long. It is a transcript of the gene NEBL, whose product is annotated as nebulette. Gene Ontology annotation, cellular component: focal adhesion; Z disc. NCBI's taxonomy places the organism in Eukaryota, Metazoa, Chordata, Lepidosauria, Squamata, Natricidae. Gene Ontology annotation, biological process: cardiac muscle thin filament assembly. Gene Ontology annotation, molecular function: actin filament binding. The record is from RefSeq and is a predicted model, not a curated record.